GCCUUCUUUCCGUGCGGUUCGUAAAAAUGACUGGUUUAACGAACAGGACCGUUGUUAUUGAUGGUCGCGGCCAUUUGCUCGGUCGCCUGGCCUCCGUGGUGGCCAAGUACCUGUUGCAGGGCGGCAAGGUGGCCGUGGUCCGCUGCGAGGAGCUGAACCUCUCGGGACACUUCUACAGGAACAAGAUCAAGUUCCUGGCCUACCUGCGCAAGCGGUGCAACGUGAACCCAGCCCGUGGUCCAUUCCACUUCCGUGCCCCCUCUCGCAUCUUCUACAAGGCAGUCCGAGGUAAGCAAUUCAAACUGUUUGGGAAGCUGAUCCACGCGACAUGAUGAACAUUACAUUCUUACCUACAUUAUUUGAACUAGAAACCUGUAACCAACUCUCAACUGAUGCAUUCAUCUAGCCAAAGCUCGCGCCACAAUUGUGAAUCCCUGACUCACCGGCUAUUUUCUCCAUCCCAUUCUAGGCAUGAUCCCACACAAGACCAAGCGUGGCCAGGCCGCCCUCGCCCGUCUACGUGUGUUCGACGGCAUCCCAUCGCCCUACGACAAGCGUCGCCGCGUCGUCGUGCCCAUCGCUAUGCGUGUGCUGACCCUGCGCUCCGACCGCAAGUACUGCCAGGUGGGUCGCCUGUCGCACGAGGUCGGCUGGCACUACCAGGACGUGAUCAAGAGCCUGGAGCGCAAGCGCAAGGCCAAGCUCCGUGUCACCCUCAAGCACAACCGCGAGCUGAAGAAGCUGACGGUCAAGGCGCGCGAGAACAUCGCGAAGGCCGCCGAGCCCUUCAACAAAAUCAUCAAAUCCUACGGCUACGAGGUUUAAGGACAACAACAAGGGCAGAAUUACAUACGUUCAGAUGCGUAGAAGUUUUUUAAAAGAGAAUAAAACAACAUCUAGUUU
Molecule: messenger RNA, 903 nt
Organism: Drosophila melanogaster (fruit fly)
Lineage: Eukaryota; Metazoa; Arthropoda; Insecta; Diptera; Drosophilidae
Gene: RpL13A
Product: ribosomal protein L13A
Exons: 3
Coding region: 27-332 (101 amino acids)
Biological process (GO): translation
Cellular component (GO): ribosome; large ribosomal subunit; cytoplasm
Molecular function (GO): structural constituent of ribosome
Source: RefSeq, marked reviewed